UAGAGAACAGCGGAUUCAUUCAGAGGAAAGUAAAAGAAGACGAAUUUACCACAACAAAGGAUUUAUGUUCGACUUCAUCUGGCACGGAAAAUUCUACACUAUUGAUGCUGCAAGGGAUGAUGGCACUCUUGGCAGACUGGUUAACGAUGACCACAUUAACCCCAACUGCAAAAUGAGGAGAAUCAUUGUGGAAGGAAGACCCCAUUUGUGCCUUUUUGCUUUACGAGACACACCACCCGGAGAGGAGAUCUCAUAUAAUUAUGGAGAUGCUGAUUGUCCCUGGAGGAGUAAAGUGACAAAAAGUGGCGUGGAAGUCGACACUAAGUGUCUGGAGCCAGAACGUGCAUCUGAGGAUAAUCCCCAUAGCACCCAGCACAUACAGGAUGAGCCAACUUUCUCCACAAAGGUGACAAAAAGUGGCGUGGAAGUCGACACUAAGUGUCUGGAGCCAGAACGUGCAUCUGAGGAUAAUCCCCAUUGCACCCAGCACAUACAGGAUGAGCCAACUUUCUCCACAAAGGUGACAAAAAGUGGCGUGGAAGUCGACACUAAGUGUCUGGAGCCAGAACGUGCGUCUGAGGAUAAUCCCCAUUGCACCCAGCACAUACAGGAUGAGCCAACUUUCUCCACAAAGGUGACAAAAAGUGGCGUGGAAGUCGACACUAAGUGUCUGGAGCCAGAACGUGCGUCUGAGGAUAAUCCCCAUUGCACCCAGCACAUACAGGAUGAGCCAACUUUCUCCACAAAGGUGACAAAAAGUGGCGUGGAAGUCGACACUAAGUGUCUGGAGCCAGAACGUGCGUCUGAGGAUAAUCCCCAUUGCACCCAGCACAUACAGGAUGAGCCAACUUUCUCCAAAAAGGUGACAAAAAGUGGCGUGGAAGUCGACACUAAGUGUCUGGAGCCAGAACGUGCGUCUGAGGAUAAUCCCCAUUGCACCCAGCACAUACAGGAUGAGCCAACUUUCUCCAAAAAGGUGCCAGAUGAAAUCUUUGCUGGUGACCAGUAUGAUAUGCAUGAAUCACAAGUGGAAAUGAGCACUUUUCAGCUUGAUAAGGUACGCAGCCUUGAUGUCUGCGCCAUCAGUAGUGUGGAAUGCAGUGAAGACGAAGUUCCUGAGUCUUCAUGUAGUAUGAGGGGAUCCAAAGGCAAUCAGAUCUCCUUAGAGCUAGUAUGA
Molecule: messenger RNA, 1177 nt
Organism: Trichomycterus rosablanca
Lineage: Eukaryota; Metazoa; Chordata; Actinopteri; Siluriformes; Trichomycteridae
Exons: 11
Coding region: 65-1177 (370 amino acids)
Biological process (GO): regulation of transcription by RNA polymerase II; regulation of DNA damage response, signal transduction by p53 class mediator
Cellular component (GO): polytene chromosome; nucleus
Molecular function (GO): histone H4K20 methyltransferase activity; transcription regulator activity; protein binding
Source: RefSeq, a predicted model, not a curated record